Molecule: messenger RNA, 738 nt
Organism: Coffea arabica (coffee)
Lineage: Eukaryota; Viridiplantae; Streptophyta; Magnoliopsida; Gentianales; Rubiaceae
Product: UDP-glycosyltransferase 85A8-like
Molecular function (GO): quercetin 7-O-glucosyltransferase activity; quercetin 3-O-glucosyltransferase activity
Source: RefSeq, a predicted model, not a curated record
AUGCGAAACUUGGAUUCCUGGAAUGAAAGGCGACAUACGAUUGAGGGAUCUUCCAAGUUACAUAAGAACAACUGUGGCAGUUCUCUUGAUGCCCUUUCUGCAAUGUAUCCUCACGUUUAUAGCACCAGUCCCUUACAACUAAUGCUUAAUCAAAUUCAUGACGAAAGCCUCACAUCCAUCAGUUCAGAUCUCUGGAGAGAAGAACCAGGUUGUAUCGAAUGGCUCAAUGAUAAAGAUCCAAAGUCAGUGGUGUAUGUGAACUUUGGCAGCAUCACAGUGAUAACUGCUCACCAGCUAAUAGAGGUUGCUUGGGGACUUGCAAACAGCAAGAAAUCAUUCCUGUGGAUUAUAAGACCUGAUAUGGUUGCUGGUGAUGAUGCAGCCGUCUUGCCACUAGAAUUUCUGACCAAAACUAAAGAAAGAGGCAAGCUGGAGCUCACCAGAACAAGUUCUAAAUCAUCCUGUAAUUGUAGGGUUCUUAACACAUUGCGGAUGGAACUCGACUUUAGAAAGUAUAGCUGCGCGGAGUGGGAAAUGGAGAUCAACAAUGAUGUGCAGAGAGGCGAAGUAGAGGUUUUUGUGAGAGAACUGAUGGAUGGUGAGAAGGGACAAAAGAUGAGGAACAAGGCUUUGGACUGGAAGAACAAAGGUGAAGCAGCUGCAGGACCAAACGGACAGUCUUACCAGAAUUUGGACCAACUUAUCAAGGACUUGCUUCUCCCUAUAUUGUCCAAAUAA